AGUCCUUGUUUGCACUCUGGAAGUGGGAACAAUGCUGCAGGCGCGGCUGCAGGCUGCAGGCGGCGACUCGCUGUUCUGCUCAUCCAUCUGUUUAUGUCUUGUGGUGCCAAAAGAGUCAAAAGGGAUUCAGAUGAAUCUUUCAGAUUAAUGGAUUGGAGUCUAGUUUGGGGUCUUGGGCUGCAAAAUUUGAAGGCCAUGGAAGACUGACAUCUGUUUUGGCUUACUAGAAGACUUUUUUGUCAUUUAAUUGUAUCACAGGGAAUUCUUCAACUGUGAAAGUCUUUUCAUAAAGCUAGUGGACUACCGGCAGCAUGAUGACGACGAGGGAUACUGAUAGCAUGGAAUUCUUCAUGGUUGCCUUGCUUACUGGAUGCUAAUUCAGAAUGCGGACCACAAGAGUAAACGUUGAAGUGUUCCUUUUGUGUGUAUCUGGCCUAGAGAAGACUUUGAUUGCCAUGUCAAUCCUCUUCUCUCUUGCCUUGCAACACCCAGUUAAUUGAAGCUUGAGAGAAGUGUUACUGAUUGUUGGUUCCCGUCAAAUCAAAAGUUGUAUCCUUCAUCGCAAGAAAAUGAAAUUUCCAUUUUAUUGGCUUUUUGUCAAACAGACACAAUAAUAUUUCCUUCUGGAAAUCCUGGGAUACAAACUGUUUUGGGUAUGGCUACUGAUCCCACGUGAUAGAGGUGUGUGGCACCAACCUUGGGACUCAUGACUGGGUAUACAAUGUUGCGGAAUGGGGGAGUAGGGAAUGGAGGCCAACCUUGGAUGCUACGAUGGUCUAGUCGGAUUCGACUCACUUGGCUUAGCUUCACAUUAUUCAUUAUCCUGGUCUUCUUUCCGCUCAUUGCCCAUUACUACUUAACCACCAUAGAUGAUGUCGAUGAUGCUGGCAAGCGCAUCUUUGGUCCCCGCAUAGGUAACGAACUUUGUGAGGUGAAGCAUGUUGAGGAUUUAUGCCGAAUUCGAGAGUCAGUGAGUGAAGAGCUGCUCCAAUUGGAAGCUAAGCGGCAGGAGUUAAACAGUGAGAUUGCCAAGCUGAAUCUCAAGAUUGAGGCCUGCAAGAAAAGCAUUGAGAAUGCGAAGCAGGAUCUUCUGCAACUAAAGAAUGUUAUCAGUCAAACAGAGCAUUCAUACAAAGAGUUGAUGGCUCAGAACCAGCCCAAGCUUUCUCUGCCGAUUCGGCUGCUACCAGACAAAGAUGACUCUAGUUUUCCCAUGCCAAAAUCCAAUAGAAACUGCCGGCUGCAUAAUUGCUUUGACUAUUCACGUUGUCCACUAACCUCUGGUUUUCCAGUAUAUGUCUACAACAGUGACCAGUUUAACUUUGGGAGCUCAUUGGAUCCUUUAAUUAAGCAAGCCUUUGAAUCCACUGUCAGAACUAACAUAUACGUUACUGAAAAUGCAAACAUUGCCUGUCUCUACAUUGUCCUAGUAGGGGAAAUGCAGGAACCUGUAAUGUCUAAACCUACUGAAUUAGAACAACAGUUGCACGCUCUGCCAUAUUGGAGGACAGAUGGACAUAACCAUCUCAUUAUUAAUUUAUCCAGGAAGUCAGAAACUCAAAAUUUCCUUUAUAAUGUCAGUACUGGGAGGGCCAUGAUUGCCCAGUCCACCUUUUAUGAUGUACAGUAUCGUCCAGGUUUUGACAUUGUAGUAUCUCCUCUUGUCCAUGCCAUGUCUGAACCCAACUUCCUAGAGAUCCCACCCCAGGUGCCAGUAAAGAGAAAAUACUUAUUCAGUUUCCAAGGGGAGAAGGUUGAAUCUCUCCGAUCCAGCUUGCAAGAAGUACGAUCAUUUGAGGAAGAAAUAGAAGGAAAUGCACCAGCAGAUUAUGAUGAUAGGAUCAUUACCACAUUAAAGGCUGUUCAAGACAGCAAAUUGGACUUUGUCUUGGUGGAAUUUACAUGUAAGAAUCAGCCAAAGGCAAGUUUGCCCACUGAGUGGGCUCUUUGUGGAGAAAGGGAAGACAGACUACAGCUACUGAAAUUAUCUACUUUUGCACUGAUAAUCACUCCAGGUGAUACACAUCUUAUGAUCUCUGCUGGCUGUGCAAUGAGACUGUUUGAGGCUCUAGAAGUUGGUGCUAUUCCAGUCAUCCUUGGAGAGCAAAUCCAACUGCCUUAUCAUGAUGUAAUUUGGUGGAAUGAGGCGGCCUUAAUCAUACCAAAGCCACGUAUUACAGAAGUGCACUUCCUUCUGAGGAGCAUUUCUGAUAAUGACCUCUUGGCCAUGAGGAGACAGGGCCGCUUCUUAUGGGAAACUUACUUUUCCACUUCAGACACUGUUUUUAGCACAGUCUUGGCUGUCAUAAGGACUCGAAUCCAAAUUCCAGCUGUUCCCAUUCGAGAGGAAAUGGCGGUGGAGAUCCCUCACCGUUCUGGCAAAGCUGCUGGCACAGAUCCCAACGUGGCAGACAAUGGAGAUUUAGAUUUGGGGCCAGUAGAAACUGAACCACCUUACUCAUCUCCUAAAUAUUUACGCAAUUUUACUCUCACAGCAAUGGAUAUUUACAGAAAUUGGAACUCAGCUCCUGGUCCCUUCCACCUUUUUCCUCACACACCCUUUGAUCCUGUACUACCCUCAGAAGCCAAGUUUUUAGGGUCAGGCACUGGAUUUCGACCUAUUGGUGGUGGAGCUGGUGGCUCUGGGAAGGAGUUCCAAGCUUCAUUGGGUGGCAAUGUUCCCAGGGAGCAGUUUACAGUGGUCAUGCUAACCUACGAGCGAGAGGAAGUCUUAAUGAACUCCUUAGAGAGACUCAAUGGUCUCCCUUACUUAAAUAAAGUUGUAGUGGUCUGGAAUUCCCCAAAACUACCAUCAGAAGAUCUCCUUUGGCCAGACAUUGGUGUUCCAAUUGUGGUUGUACGGACUGAGAAGAAUAGUUUGAAUAAUCGGUUUCUGCCCUGGGAUGAGAUUGAAACAGAAGCCAUUUUGUCCAUUGAUGAUGAUGCCCACCUUCGCCAUGAUGAGAUCAUGUUUGGAUUUCGGGUCUGGAGAGAAGCUCGGGACCGCAUUGUAGGAUUCCCUGGGAGGUACCAUGCAUGGGACAUCCCUCACCAGUCCUGGCUCUACAAUUCCAAUUACUCAUGUGAACUGUCCAUGGUGCUGACGGGUGCUGCUUUUUUUCACAAAUACUACGCCUACUUGUAUUCUUAUGUGAUGCCACAGGCCAUCCGUGAUAUGGUAGAUGAAUAUAUAAACUGUGAGGAUAUUGCCAUGAACUUCCUGGUUUCUCAUAUUACUAGGAAACCACCAAUCAAGGUGACUUCCCGGUGGACUUUCCGUUGCCCUGGCUGUCCUCAGGCACUCUCUCAUGACGACUCCCAUUUUCACGAGCGGCACAAAUGCAUCAACUUCUUCGUCAAAGUCUAUGGCUACAUGCCCUUGCUGUAUACGCAGUUCCGUGUUGACUCAGUCCUCUUCAAGACCCGGUUACCACAUGACAAGACUAAAUGUUUCAAAUUCAUCUAAACAUAAGACACAGCUGUGGAUGUCUGGAACUGGCCUAUGGACAAGGCAGAAAGGUCAAUGAAUUGGGAGACAGUUGCCCCUUUCUGUUUAUACUGGGAUGCAAGCCCUGCCAGAACUGUGUGGCACAGGACUCCGUUGAACGAGACAGCUUUGACUCAUUUAUUCAGAAAAAAAUAAAAGACUUUCUUUAGAUCCCCAGUAAGUUGUUUCACCAAGGGUAUAACUGGGGUUUUAAAAAUAUUAAUUAUUAUUUAAAAUGAAAGUGUUUUAGAUAUGCUUUUAAAGACCUUUUGGGAGGAGGGAGGAAGGAGGGGUAUUGUUUGAUUUCUUUUUUUUCUUCCCAGCACUAAUGAUGCUUGGAGGGAAGGAGAGACCUAAGAAAUUCCUGUAUUCCUCAGUGAGCAAGUUAUGCAGUUGGGAAAGUUGGAUUUGGUCACCAGAGGCUCAUAACUGCUUGCUCUUUGGUCUAAUGUGCUUCAAAUCUGCUCAGGAUUUCACAGAGGAAAUUACACAUUCCCUCCACACGGAAUCCCAGAUCUCAUCCGUUUCCCUUAGUAGUUCCAAGGAGCUAAUUGCUAUGUUCAAGCUUUUUCCUUCUUUUCUCUCUCACUGACCUCAUUGUAAAGCAAGGUCCUCCCAGAACGCUGCCUGUCCUGUUUGCCUGCUGAUGGAUUAUCUCACAACACCACCGGUAGCUUCCUGUCUGUGCUCCCAAUGGUUCACCGCUGCUGCUGUUGCCUCAGGGGAAAGAGAGCUGAAACCUCCUUCCUACUUUUCCUUCCCAGAUCCUAGAUGCUGCUUUUUCUGCCAUUAACAAAGCUCUGCCUUGGAAGCUUUGGUUGAACUCAGAGGUCUUGAUUGACAGAUUAUUUAUUGAUUCUGUUUUCAUGCCAAGUUUCCUUAUGGUUAACUGGACCAUGGUUUUAUUCAAUUGACCCAAUUUUCUGGGUUUGCAUGACAUACUGAAACGCAGACUAAUUGCUCAGGCUGAGUUUGGGCAGCAUGGGAAGCUAACCUGGUGGAUUGCUAAAUUUGUAUUUCAAUGAGUCAUGUGAAUACAGCUAUAAAAUAUGGGCAGCUAUGUUACUUAUGAGCAUAGUGUCAACAGAACAGCAUGUUUAAAGAAGCAGAUGUGUCUGCAGGGAGGCUGAUCGGGAGUGUAGAAAAGAAUGAGAUCUUUGUUAAACCAUUUGGAUGAGGACUUGUAGCGAAUCUGCCAUAAUUCUACAUCUCUUGCAUGUGCAGAUAUUUUCUGUCCCCUGCCUUCCUUCUAUAUGGUUGAUGGCCUGCUGCGUUCAAGACAAAAAGCUGGUUCUGGCUUGCUAAUGGAAUCUGUAUCGAUUCUGAUCUCCAGGAUCAAUUCUGCAGACACAGGCAUGAACUCAAUAGGUUUCUCUGGCCUAGUUUUGUAGCCCUUUUCCUCUUGGUAUCCCUUUUUCACUUUUAACUACAUUCAUAGCUGUUGUUAAAACAUUCUGGAAAUCUCUUAUUGGCAAUGCGUGUGUAGGUAUGUGAGUGAGCCUCAACUUAUGUAUAAGCUCCAUUUUUUUCUAAAUUUGUUUUUUGUGCCUAGUCCUUUCAUACCCAAAAUUGCUAAUUUUCAAAGAGGUCCAUUCCAGUAUGACUCUUUCCUAAAGUAGGCCACCAGUAAACAGUUUUGGAGCAACUGAAAAAUGAGUGUAAUAACUGCUGUCAUUUCUAAACCCCUAACCUUAAUUGAGUCUCCACUUCAGCUUUUUAUUUUUAUUUGUGGAAAGAUAAUAAUAAAUUACCCAUAUUCCUAUAGCAUCUAUAAAAAGUUGGCACUCCUGUAACAAAUGUUUCUGAGGGAAUAUAAUUUCUAUGUGCCUCUCCCCCAUGGACCAUUUGGUAAUGCCAAAACUUCCGUAGAGUUGCAUUGCUUAUUUGUAGCUUAACUGUAUUGAAUGUUACCCAUAUUUGGGCAGCAUUAACUACCCAUUUCCUUAUUUCCCCUUUUAACAUUUACUCUAAAUUACAAAUGCUCACAGUUAUCAGUCCUAUCAUAGUCUUAAGGAAUGGCCAAUCCUACAUAAAUAUAUAGUCUCAUUUGCAUGAGAACAACACAGAUCUGUCCUUGAUAAAGUAGCAGAACACCGUGCCUGUAUAGGUCUUCCCAGCCACCUGUGGACACACUGUGGACAGCCUAGAACUCCUUUAGAUGUCAAGAUCCUCUUCGAACAUGAUGGACAAACAUCGGGCAGAACAGCUCUUCAUGGUGCUGAUCAUUUCUCACUGAAGUGGGUCCUUGUCCCACAUUUAUACUGCAGUUAUAUAGUGAUGCUGCAGAACUCCUAGGUGGCUGAAUGUCCUCCAAAGAAAAGGCAAAAGGCAGGGCAAGUUGGAAGUAUGUCAUCAAUCACGUUUGGUUUAAGUUGAGUUUAACCGGCCUGUAGUGACCUCUCUUUUGCACAUUUAGGUUUGCAUGCUCAUACGGACUUUUCAGGGCAUUGUUCAUUAUAUUCAAUUUAAACGAAGCCUUUUGGAGAUGAAGGUAGCUAUAUGUGGAAGGUAUUUUGUCUUAUUCUGACUCUUGCUACUUGCAAGAGAAAAUUACUUCCUGGCAAAUAUGUGACUCACCCCUUUUUCCAGGCUGAGCAAUGCAUUUGCUUAUCCAGUUCUUUCAGGCAUCAAUUUUGAGUUGAGCUUGUAUUUUUUUCUUAAGCUUGGAGUGUUUACGCUGCAACAGGAGUCCUUCCAUCUUUGUGUUGUAGCUUGCAAUUAAUCCAAGUUGUUCCCCUCAAUAGGUAGGGCUGCUCUGAUUGUCCAUAGUAAGCUGUGAUGCUUCCAGACCUCUAUAUGUAUGAGGAAACCCGGAUUACAAUGCUAAUAUGCUUCAAAGACAUAACAAGUGGCCUUUGUUCAGUUAUAAAGUUUAUAACACACUUACCCUCUCUUGGAUUUUAAGUAUCUACUGGUGAUCACUUUAAAUAUAAUCCCAAAUAUGAAUUUGAAAAGGCAUAGAAUGUGAAGAAGCUUAGAUUGAAUCUUACUCUACUGGAUUCUCUAUUUCAUGCUUGAUCUGCUGGGGGGAAUGAAAAUUGUUGCUUUCAAUCUAUCAUUCUUCCAGUGAAAUGAGAAGAAAAUAAGCAAUCAUAUGAAUUGUCCUUUUAUCAGGCCUUCAAAUUAAUCAGCAGAUCUCACCAUACCUUGAGCACGCAUGAUAAAAAUUUCCAAUUGACACUCUGUUGUAUGCUUUUCUGUCAAAAUGGUGGAUCUCCUUUCCUUUGAGAAGAUGAGCCAACAGGAAGGUAAAAUAGAGGGGAAACUUCCUGUUUUGUGGCAUUCUGGAAUGCCAACCACUGUAAAUGGUCCUUCCUUUCUCCCUACUCUGCUACAGGGGAUUUUUUUAAAAGCUCAGCAUCACAUUUUAAAUAAUGGGUUAAGAAAAAAAACCUGAGUCUAAAGCCUUGGGGCUCUAAAACCUUGAGCACAAUACUCCUAUGCUGAAUUUUGUAAAA
This is a messenger RNA of Notechis scutatus (mainland tiger snake), 6945 nucleotides long. Lineage: Eukaryota; Metazoa; Chordata; Lepidosauria; Squamata; Elapidae. The record is from RefSeq and is a predicted model, not a curated record.